CAAUGAAACAAGAAAGAUGGCAAGGACGGCGGUAAACAGGAAGGGUACCACGUAGAUUCUGCCAUACUCCCUUCCUGAAGUCCCACCACCACCUCCGUCGUCACCACCCCAAAACCUUCAACUUUCCUGUUACCGUUGAAGUCUUCCCUGGUCCUCCCACCCACCGCCACCUCCACCACUAUCACCACCACCACCUCUUCUCCCUUAGUUUUUGCCUCGGGGGGCUUGCAGUGAAGUCCAAGAAAGAAUGAUGGCGGUUGUUGCCUCCGCUGUUGCCACUACCACCUCCUCCUGACUGUCUCUCUCUCACACACAUUUUCUAGUUUCCUUCCAUCCUUUUCUUCUCCAACAAACCAUCCCAUCCAAUCCCCCAUUUGUCCCCCACAUCUCUCGUUCUUUCGAUUUGCUUCCACCUUCUUAGAUAUCUGGAGGUACUUGGAAAUGAGCGACGAGUCUUCGUCAAUAUAACAAACCUUGCUGUUACUUGGAAUAUACACAGAGGUUUAUGGUUCUCAGAGGGUAGUUCUUGCCGGUUCUUGGUAAAGAUGACAAUGGAGAAUGGGGAGGAUUGCUGCGUCAAGGUGGCGGUCCACAUCAGGCCGCUCAUCGGGGACGAGCGGCUGCAGGGCUGUAAGGAUUGCGUCACAGUCGUCCCCGGGAAGCCACAGGUGCAAAUUGGAACUCAUUCUUUUACUUUCGAUCAUGUAUAUGGUAGUACAGGUUCUGCAUCAUCUGCCAUGUUUGAAGAAUGCAUCGCCCCACUUGUUGAUGGUUUGUUCCAAGGAUACAAUGCCACCGUUCUUGCAUAUGGACAGACGGGAUCAGGGAAAACAUACACCAUGGGAACUUCAUGUAGGGAUGGUUCUCAAACUGGACUUAUCCCUCAAGUUGUGAACUCAUUGUUCAGCAAAAUCGAGACCUUGAAACAUCAAGCAGAAUUCCAGUUGCGUGUCUCAUUCAUUGAGAUUUUAAAAGAAGAAGUGAGAGACUUGUUGGAUCCUGCAUUUGUCAGCAAAGUUGAGGCUGGCAAUGGACAUGUGGGGAAGGUAACAGUAGCUGGGAAGCCUCCAGUACAAAUCCGUGAGGCAUCAAAUGGGGUCAUAACACUCGCUGGAACCACUGAGAUUGAUGUUAGAUCGCAAAAGGAAAUGGCUUCUUGUCUAGAGCAAGGUUCACUAAGUCGUGCAACUGGAAGUACAAACAUGAAUAACCAGUCAAGUCGUUCCCAUGCCAUCUUCACCAUCACAUUGGAGCAGAUGCGCAAACUUGAUCCAAUUAUUGCUGCUGAUGGUGUCCCAAUUGAGGAUGUGACUGAAGAUUUUCUAUGCGCAAAAUUCCAUCUAGUAGAUCUUGCUGGAUCAGAGCGUGCUAAACGAACAGGUUCUGAUGGCCUUCGAUUCAAGGAAGGGGUUCAUAUUAACAGGGGUCUUCUAGCUCUUGGAAAUGUCAUAAGUGCUCUUGGGGAUGAGAAAAAGCGGAAAGAAGGAGCCCAUGUUCCUUACCGUGACAGCAAACUUACUCGACUCUUGCAGGACUCACUUGGUGGAAACAGCAGGACUGUCAUGAUAGCCUGUAUCAGCCCAGCAGAUAUUAAUGCAGAGGAAACCCUUAACACACUGAAAUAUGCUAAUCGUGCUCGCAACAUUCAAAAUAAGCCCAUUGUUAACAGAAAUCCAAUAUCUGAUGAAAUGCAGAGGAUGCGUCAGCAGAUUGAAUGUUUGCAGGCAGAGCUACUCUGUGCUCGCGGGGGAGGAACUGCAUCUGAUGAAAUUCAGGCUCUAAAGGAAAGAAUUUCUUGGCUGGAAUCUACCAAUGAAGAUCUUUGUAGGGAACUCUAUCAGUGUCGCAAUCGAUCUGCUCACACUGAACAUUGUGUGACAGAUGUUCAUAAAGGUGGAAAUUGUUUUGUGAAAGCAGAAGGGCUAAAAAGGAGCCUGCAGAGUACGGACUCAUUUGAUUACCGAAUGGCUGAAACCCUAAGAGCAGGUGAUAAUUCCAAGGAAAUUGAUGAAGUAGCAGCAAAAGAAUGGGAACAUACAAUGUUGCAAGACACUAUGGGCAAGGAACUGAAUGAGUUAAAUAGGCGAUUGGAGCAGAAAGAGUCUGAGAUGAGAAUAUUUGGAGGGUUUGAUACUAUUGCUCUUAAGCAGCAUUUUGAGAAGAAAUUGAUGGAGCUUGAAGGGGAGAAAAAGAUAGUGCAGCAAGAGAGGGAUAGAUUGUUUGCUGAAGUGGAAAGCCUUGCUGCCUCCUCAGAUGGGCAAGCACAGAAGUUGCCAGAUGUCCACCUACAGAAGUUAAAGUCUCUCGAAGCACAGAUUUUGGAUCUAAAGAAGAAACAAGAAAACCAAGUUCAGCUUCUAAAGCAAAAGCAGAGGAGUGAUGAAGCAGCAAAGAAGCUUCAAGAUGAAAUUCAAUUUAUUAAGGCACAAAAGGUUCAAUUGCAACACAAGAUAAAACAAGAGGCAGAACAGUUUCGCCACUGGAAGGCUUCUCGUGAAAAGGAACUUCUGCAGUUAAGGAAAGAGGGGAGGAGAAAUGAGUAUGAAAGACAUAAACUUCAGGCACUGAAUCAACGACAGAAAAUGGUUCUUCAGAGGAAGACAGAAGAGGCUGCUAUGGCUACCAAGAAGUUGAAAGAGUUGCUAGAAGCACGCAAAUCCUCAGCCCGUGACAACUCUGUCAAUGCAAAUGGUAAUUCUCCAGGCAAUCAGAUAAAUGAGAAGUCCUUGCAACUCUGGUUAGAUCAUGAGCUUGAAGUCAUGGUGCAUGUGCAAGAAGUUCGUGCUGAAUAUGAGAAACAAAGUCAAGUACGAGCUGCAUUGGCAGAAGAGCUUGCCUUUCUGAAACAUGAGGAGACAUUAUCUGAGGGGGUGAGUCCCCCAAGAGGAAGGAAUGGAAAUUCUCGGGCAUCCAACAUGUCAUCUAAUGCAAGGUUAGCAAGAAUAGCAUCACUUGAGAACAUGGUGAGCAUUUCAUCAAAUACUCUUGUAGCAAUGGCUUCUCAACUUUCUGAGGCAGAAGAAAGAGAACGUGCAUUUGCUGGACGAGGAAGGUGGAAUCUGUUGCGAUCGAUGGGAGAUGCAAAGAGCUUACUACAAUAUGUGUUUAAUGUUGCAGCAGAUGCAAGGUGCCACUUGAGGGAGAAGGAUAUUGAGAUCAAGGAAUUGAAGGAACAGCUGAAUGAGCUCAUUGGUAUCCUCCGCCAGAGUGAAGCACGGAGAAGGGAAAUGGAGAAGCAGCAAAAGUUGAGAGAGCAAGCUGUUGCACAUGCAUUAGCUACAUCAUCUUUGGGGAACUCAAACGGUUCAUUGAAGCAUUGUGCUGAUGAAUCCAACACCCCACUAUCUCCGGUUGCACUUCCUGCACAGAAACAACUCAAAUACACUGCUGGCAUUGCUAAUAGCCCUAACAAAGGGACCGCAACAUUCAACAACCAGCCACUAAAGAUGGUCCCAAUUGGGCAAUUGUCGAUGGAAAAGAAAAUGGCAGUAGCAGGAAAAGCAGGAAAGCUUUGGAGAUGGAAAAGGAGUCAUCAUCAGUGGCUAUUACAAUUCAAGUGGAAAUGGCAGAAACCAUGGAAAUUGUCUGAAUGGAUCCGGCAUAGUGAUGAAACAAUAAUGAGAGCGAGGCCUAGACCUCAGCUUCCUCGAGACUUGAUGUGAUGUGACAGCUUCGUUCUUUGUCACAUGUCAGUUCUCAAUCCACUCUGCUAACUAAUUUUACAGGGUAAUAAUACAGCUGGAUGCAAGUAAGCUUUGACAGAAUCCCCUUCUUCAAACUCAUAGUGAAGCAAUCGACUUGUACAUGUUCAUAGGAUUUUGCUUUAGAUGUAAAUUCUGACCAUAUACAUGAAUAUAUCCAUACAAACAAGCAAAUACUCAGCCACAUGCUUAUGUUUCAGUCUCCAUUGAUGAUGAGAUGCCCAAGAGACCAUUUGGACAGUAAAGUUUUUUGGCUGGUCAGUGAGAAAAGUGGAAACUGUGUUCACUUGCUUGGUGUUUUAGCUCGAAUGCAUUCGAUGCAUCUUGCGGAGUGAUUUUGAUGCUGCCGCCUUCCCCACAGAAUUGUUGGGUUGAGCUGAAGGUACUGAUGGAUCUAGAAAUUUAUGACUGGAGGUGAUGUUAUUGUUUAUUUUUCCCCAAUAAUUGUAUUAUUAAAUCAAAGAAAUCUGAAUACAUGUUCUGGCCUUUCUGGCUUGUUUUGAGUUCUUUGUAAUGCUUGUCUAUUCUUCUGUGUGGGAAAUUAUUUCUGUGAUCUGUAUAUUAGCUACAGUUAUUGAUUGUCCACAUGAAAAGGGUUUUGGCCCC
Molecule: messenger RNA, 4307 nt
Organism: Elaeis guineensis (African oil palm)
Lineage: Eukaryota; Viridiplantae; Streptophyta; Magnoliopsida; Arecales; Arecaceae
Product: kinesin-like protein KIN-4A
Biological process (GO): spindle elongation; mitotic spindle organization; microtubule-based movement
Cellular component (GO): microtubule associated complex
Molecular function (GO): microtubule motor activity; microtubule binding; ATP binding
Source: RefSeq, a predicted model, not a curated record